CGCAUAGCAAAAUAUUUUCAGUUUUCGUUCAAUCGUUCUACGGGGUAAAUGUGAAUAAGGCUAGACUGGCCGAUUGACUGACCUACUGGCUGAACGGCUGGAAUAAAGAAUUUUCCAAUUUCAUUUUAAUGUGUUAAAAAUCAAUAUAAAGUCAGUAAUUUUUGAGGAAAUCAAUUUUCGGUUGAAUGCGAUUUCUUGGGAAACAAGAAAACUGUUCACAUUGCAGAAUUGUGGUAAUGCUUGUGAAUUCUAAAUGAGGAAGAGCACAUAUUGUUUGUUGCAACAGCAGCAACAGCAGCCUAAGCAUCAACUCCAGAAGAAGCUGAAGAAAAAGAAAGCGCACCUGGAGCAGCAGAAAAAAGUUAAUAUUGCAAGUUUGCAAAGGAAAAUGGCCUCUUCACUGCUGGAUCUGGGCGAUUUGAUAGCAUUUCAACUGGAACGUCUAAAAUUGGACGAACUCAAUUACAAAGACGAAUUGCAACUGCAAAGAUACUUGCUCGAUUUGGAUUUGCUGCAGUGCCCCCAACGUCGUCAUAAAUCAGUUGCCACUACUCACAGGUUAGCCAAUCAGCAACAUCAAGCCUUGCAAGUUCCCGAAGCUUCCACUACGGAUUUAACUGCCUCGCCAACGGGAACGGAACUAAAUCCUGCUUGCAGUGGAGCAUUAGCUCGAUCCAGUAGUCGUAAAAGUAAAGUCAGUCAAAGUAGUAGCACUGCAGGUGCUCCAAGUGCAGCCAAAAUGCUGGGUAAUGUGGAAAUAGCAAUGGAAGAAUUGGGGGCCGCAGGCGGCUCUAUGACGCUUACGAAUAGUUUCACAGACAGUGAAGACGAUGCUCUUGGUAUAGAUCAACAAAAGGAGUUCAGAUCCUUAGUACUUGAAUGGUUUCAACAACUGCGCUCAAGAACAGAAGAUUUCAAAUCAGAUGAAGAAUCGAGACGAAUGAGAGAAGCCGGCAAUGAUUCCUAUCGCAAAGAACGCCACGCUCUCAAAGCGUGCGACCUCUAUACGGAAGCAAUAUUUUUGGCGCCAUCCCAAGAUAGUAUAGCAGCCGCUAUGGCGCACGCAAACAGAUCGACAGUAUUGCAUGACUGCGGCAUGUACGAGCAAUCCUAUGACGACUGUUUAUGCGCUUUAGAUCUAGGUUAUCCCGAAGAGUAUCACCCAUUGAUUAAAUUGCGUCAAGCCUCUUGUGCCUUAAAACUGCGUAAUUUUGCUUUGUGUGAACAGCAUUUACAUGAGCUGCUCCACAUGGAACUCUCCGAAACAUUCGAGGCUCGCACACACGAGCUAUGGCACGAAUGUGAAGUACUUAAGGCUGAAAAAAUCGAAAUGGGAGUUCAGACAGACAACGAUUUAAUAAGCAAUGAUAUCAAAAUCUAUGAGGUAGCUUGGUUGGACAACUCGAAUGUAAUGACAACAACAAAAAGUGCUUUUCUGAGAGCUACCACUAAUAUACCAAAUAACACGCCUAUAUUCCACGAAGAAGCCGCCGUCUUUGUACCGAGUGGAGCGGCGCGCUUAUGCGAUCACUGUGGCAUUACGCAAUUCGUACCGUUCCCAUGCAUUUUUUGCUCCAAUCGUACAGCCGUCUAUUGCUCGCGCAAGUGCCGAGCCGCACACGCUUCCAUACAUGCUCUCGAAUGCUAUGCCCAUCAAAUCGAACUAUUUGAAGAAUUCGGCGUCGAAUUCUCAAAACCGCGUCUAUUGCAACUCGCCUUCCGCAUGCUUAUAAACGGUCUGCCACAGGUAGUGCCGCAUUGUCGCAAAAAACCCACAGUCGGUAAAAUGUGGAAUGCAUUCAAUAGCAUUUUAACUGAACGCACUUGUACCUCGUCAUCCGCCUCACUAGCUGCCUCCGCGACAUCCUAUUCUGCCCUGUUACGGCUUGAAUCUCAUUUGGACAAAGAGGAAAAACGGAGUAUGGUGUCAUUUGCAAUUGUUGCGCACAUACUCGCUAUCUAUUUGGGCGAGUACACCGACUUUUUUGAGCUACUCGAGCUGACUAUGCCCGCCGCAGCAAAGCUUACGCGUCAGGAAUGGGAAUUGCUAGCGUCAGCUUUGCUGUUGCGUCAUAUAUGUCAGUUGCGGCACAAAAACCUCAUACACUGCCCUUCUUUUGUGCUGCCCGCCGAUCCACAUGUAUUAUCACCCAACGACGAAUUCAUGCUCUGGGAAACGGUACGUCAUGUACGUCGCGGCUAUCUGCAUCUAAUAGCUGGCGAUGUAACUACUGUCGCUUAUGCCGUAUUUCCCCAAACAUUAAGCCAUUGUCGGCAUUCUUGCGCCGAUAUGAUUUAUCGCAAAAUCAAUGGCUGUAAAUUAACCGCAUACUCAACAACCGAUAUACAAACCGACACCUGCAUAUGCAAUUGUUUCAUUAGCGGGAACUAUAAGCAAUCAUUAUACGAAAGGCGCAAACAGGAAUUAACAAUACGCGGCAUCGAUUGCAAAUGUGAGAAAUGCUUUCGUCCAUAUCCCGAUGAGGAUUUUCAUAAAUUUCAUCGCUAUCGCUGUGAUAAUCCGAAUUGUAAACAAAUAUUUACGCCCUCGAAUUUAAAACGUUCGCGUAAUUUACGAUGGUGGAAAUCGGAUUAUUAUCGACGUCCCGAAAAUAAUGGAUCUGAGUUGCUGAUCUGUGACGUUUGCGAACAUACACAAAAAUUUGAAUGGUUUUGGACAUUUUCUGCUGCGCUAACAGAUUGCGAUUCGAUUGAAGAACGUUGCAAGCUAUAUGCGGCCAUUGAACGAGCUGAUACGCAACUCAUUGAUACGCACGAAUGCAAAGUGGCCUUAGCGCGGCAAUUAGUCGAACAAUGCCUAUUAAUACAUAGAGAAGGCUCGAAAUCUCUAGACGAAUGGGAACUUAACAAAUUGGGCUCGAUAAUGCGAAGUGCUUUGCAUAUCGUAGCCGCUCAAUUUCGUAUCUUUAGUAUUGAAUAUGUACAACAUAUGUCAUAUUUCUGGGAUGUUAUGGCUCUUAGCAAUUAUAAAUGCGGCGACAAGGAACUUAUGCAAAUGUUGCACGCCCUCGAAUAUAUACCGGAUGAAUAUAAGGAGAUUUUCAUCAAUUAUUAUGAGGAUUUUAUUGCACCGAAAUUUAUGGAAGAAACUUAUGGCAAUAUCUUGGAUACGGAAUCCCCAUUAAGCAAUGAGAAAGACAGGAAAAAGUUAAAACUCUAAACUAUUAAUCUCAACGUAAGAAAAACCAAAAAAAAAAGAAGAAAA
Molecule: messenger RNA, 3226 nt
Organism: Glossina fuscipes
Lineage: Eukaryota; Metazoa; Arthropoda; Insecta; Diptera; Glossinidae
Gene: dao
Exons: 10
Coding region: 254-3181 (975 amino acids)
Molecular function (GO): protein binding
Source: RefSeq, a predicted model, not a curated record